Leptomonas pyrrhocoris is the source of this 1801-nucleotide messenger RNA. RefSeq lists its product as hypothetical. The coding region runs from base 323 to 1801 and encodes 492 amino acids. The record is from RefSeq and is a predicted model, not a curated record. The transcript has a single exon. NCBI's taxonomy places the organism in Eukaryota, Euglenozoa, Kinetoplastea, Trypanosomatida, Trypanosomatidae.
AGCAUGUGUUUUUCCUCUUGUUCUUGUUUUGCUUUCCGUUGCAUUGCCAAUGGCCAUGAUUGUGUCAAAGCAAUAAAGCACGAACACACACCUUUUUUUUUUGUAUAAAUAUAUAUCACGUUGAGGGACAGAGCGUCUGUGUGCGAUAGAGUGUGGUUUCUUUGCAAGUCAUGCGACGCUGCCCACACAGUGCUUUCGUUGCCGCCGGCUUUGUGUCCUCCUUCAACUACGUACACCAAUAAUACGCAUACACACACAUACACUCGCAAGUUUACGCCCCACCGCCACAACGUCGUGGAUUGCUGAAACGCUGCAGAGUUGGAUGGGCUCUUUCUUCAUGGGGCGGUGCAAGCGGGUGUCAUCGGAGAACUUCACGUUUCAUGAUGAGUACGCGCUGCUCGACGCACCCAUCCAAAAUGCGGAACACAUCCCGCUGCGGCUGAGUCCGCAGGAGCGCAAGAUCCAGCGCCUCAUGCGCGGCAUCAUCCUAGCCUCGUCCUACACCGACAAGGUCGACGGCGCCGCGGCGCUGAAGCACAAAAGUCGUGACCUACUCAUCGUGAAGGAGCUGACAAACGCACUGACAGGCUUAAUUGUCGGCCUGGGCACGCGCCAAGCAGCCAAUUUCCUGCGCGAUCACGAGUUCACACCGUACCAGCAUGACAUCCGCGCAGCCAUUGAGAUGUGCCGGCGGUAUAAAAUAAUGAAUCCCGACAUGCUCCGCACCGACUACGUUAAGUUCCUCUACAUGAUACAGGACGCCGUGCAGAAUGAUAUGGCGCGUGAGGCGCUCGGUUUUAAUGUCGUAAAGAGUUUAGUGACAGUGGGCCGCUACUGCGAGGCGCACAGCAUUCAGGAUCUACUGGCCGAUAGCCGGUUGGCGUACUGCAUCACACCAGUGCCGGUGAUGCGAGACCGCCAUCUGCUGAAUCGGUGUCUGCGGGGCAAAGAUGUGAUGGUAGAGAAGCUGGUGAGCCACUACGCUACCGAGCACCGUUUGGCGGAGGACAAGGUCGAAAUCGCAGUGCGCAGUCUGAACGACGCAAACUGCUUCUCCAACGACAACGUGGAGACGACGACACGGCUGCUGCAGCUGCUGAAGCAGCACUUCAAGCCGAAUGAACUGUUGGAGACGACGGACUUGACCAUCGACGAGGGCACCGACGGUAGCCGCCUUUCGCACAACCACCGCAUGCAGUACUUCUUUGUCCUGCAGAGUCUCUCCCUGUGGAAGAAUAUCUGCCGCAAGAUGUACGUUCUGUGGUCGAUCGCAGAGGAAGACAUGCUCGACCCAAACGAGAAGUAUGAGCUGCGCUCGACCGGGCAAGGUCUGCAGCGCGUGCAGAAGGCCCCGCAUUUAUACAAGGCGAUACAACAGGUGCUGAACGAGACGAAGGAGGAGCUGGGGGAAUGGGUGGGGUCCGAGCGCAUCCACCUCGGCGACAACCAGGUGCCGAACGCGUUCCAUUUCAUCGACAAGUACGGCCAGGUGUCACGUAUUAUAAUCCCCAUUCUGCGGACGCUCGACUUCAUUGACCAUCUGGAAAAGCAGGCCGAACACGCGGCGUAUUUGCGCGAAGUCUGGGGCAGCGGGGAGCUCGCUAAGCGCGCCAUCUUGCGUGACUUUUUUCGCCAUGGCUUUGACGGUAGUGGUGGCGACAACAUGGAUGACGCCGGCAGCUGCAUUGAUGGUAGGUUGACGAGCGCGUGGAACUGGUGCAAUAACAUACGAUUUAAACCCUUCUAUCCGCUCUUUCUCUUCUCCGGGUUUAGCUCUUUCGAUGGCGAUAUGAGUGUCUAA